ACUACUAGUACUGUGAGUCUGCGUUGUAGUAGCAGCCGACCCGUUCUUUCCAUCACUUGACUAUUUCGUAUAACUCAAGCUUGGUUUUAUGGACUAUCUUCGCAGCUUCGGCUCUGCUGCGGUAUCGACUCUGGUUCAGAAAUCGGGACUUAAUCUACCGUUCUCGCUAGGUGCCAAAGUUUACUCCUGCGAGACUUUCUGGACCUUGUACGACGCUACCAAACGGGAAGAUGGUAGCCUGGUCUCGGUUUUCGAGUAUGAUCUAACCCACCCUCUCAACAAGUCCACCAUACCCCUCGCCCGCAACUCUCUCCGCAAGCUGCGCACCAUACGACAUCCAGAUGUACUGAGAUUUAUCGAUGUCGUAGAAUCCGACUCAGCUAUUUGCAUCAUGACUGAAAGGGUUCGCCCUCUACCUCUCGCGCUAUCCCAAUCAUCCUCCAAUGUUGCACGCGAGCGAGAGGACUGGCUGAUUUGGGGACUACACCGAAUUUCAGUAGCUCUUGCUUUUCUCAACGAUUCGGCUUCGUCAACCCAUGGUAACGUUCGUCCAAAUGCCGUCUUCAUCACUCCUUCAGGAGAGUGGAAGUUGGGAGGUUUCGAGGUGUUGAGCAAUCCAAAAGAUGGUCUUUCUGUUAUAUAUACCAUGGGCGGCCUCAUGCCAGACGCGAUGGCAUGCGCACCCCCGGAAGUCAAGAAAGAGGGCUGGUCUGCUCUCAAAGACGUACCAGUAUCAGCUCCGGACGGAUACGCUCUUGGUCUACUUCUACACGCUGUCUUCAAUCCCACCCACCCUCCACCACCAACUGCUCAGCCUCCUCAUCCACCACCUCAAGUCUCUUCUAGAGGUGCUAUACCAUUGACCGUCUUUCCCUCCUUCAAAAAGCUCCUUAACCCGAAUGCGAAAUCACGAAUGUCACCUAAAACCCUACUAGACAUUGGUAUGGCCGAGUCGGACGGAGAAGGACAUGGAUUUUUCGUACAUAACCGACUUGUCAAGGUCUGCGCUGGACUAGACGGAUUCACCCUGAGUAGUGAAUCUGAUAAGGCAUCUUUACUACGCACGCUAAAGGAAUCAGCAUCUUCAUUUCCCCCCGAAUUCAUCUCUUAUCGCAUUCUCCCAUGCCUCGCCUCUGCGCUUGAGUUCGGCGGUGCAUCGGCAGCAACCAUCGUCCCUCUAGUCCUCCAAUUCGGAAAGAACGUCGCACCUGAUGACUAUAGUUCGAUCAUCGUUGCACCCCUCGUCAAACUCUUUGCGAGUGCCGACCGUGGCACACGCAUUGCGCUUCUCGAUAGUCUCCCCGACUUCGCGGAAAAACUGGAUAAGAAAACAGUUGUAGAUAAGAUCUGGCCAAACCUGCAAACCGGUUUCACUGAUACUGUUGCUGUCAUUCGAGAAGCUACUGUCCGCGCUAUCGUCCUAAUUUCUCCCAAGCUAUCCGACCGUAUACUCAACAACGACCUCCUCCGUCACCUCGCCCGCCUCCAAUCAGACCCAGAAGCUUCUAUCCGCACCAACACGUGUAUUCUCAUCGGUCGGCUUGGCCCUUCGCUAGGACAUAACACCAAACGAAAAGUUCUCGUUCCCGCAUUUAGCAUGGCGCUGAAGGAUUCAUUCGUCCACGCUCGUGUGGCAGGUGUUAUGGCGUUUAUGGCAACUGCGGAGUGUUUCGAUAUUGACGAUGUGGCCGGUAGAGUCGUUCCAGCUGUUGUAGGUGCUACGUUGGAUAAAGAAAAGUUGGUUCGUGAUCAGGCAUUCAAGGCUGUCGAGCUUUUCGUCAAGCGUUUAGAGGUUCACGCUUCGACUAUGCCGGAGACAGCCUUCACAGAAGAUGGCGGGGAAGAUCUACCUGCGAGGCUCCCAGGUGCAUUCACCCAGGCUGGCCUUGUAAACUCAGCAACAGGCGCAGCAGCUGCUCUCACAGGAUGGGCUGUAUCGUCCCUUGGCAAAAAGCUUGCCCCUGCUGAUAUGCAAACAGCGAUUUCGAGUCCCAUCGACGCAUCAACAUUGGCACCAAACAUCAAUGGGCGCGCCAGUCCUCUACCUGUGUCAUCUUCUCCCUCCGCAAAUACAUCAAGGAGCAAAGGCCUACAACUGGGUGGAAAUAAAGCCCCGGCUUCCACUCUUGCUGCGCACCUCGCUGAAGAGAUCGCCAACGAGGCAGGGCAGGGCAGUAGUCGUUUGUGGAAUGAGGAUUUGAUCGAUAUUAAUGCCGAUGAAGGAGAUUGGAGUGCGUUCGAGAGUGCUCCACCCGCUGCAGAAUCAAAGCUCGCGGCAACCAAUGGCCUAGGCUUCGGAAUAUCGCUGCGGUCCAGUUCUCCAAUUCCUGAUGAAUGGGGCGCAAUGGAAUCUUCAUCUCGACCUACAGGUCGCUCGCCUAUAUCACACCCCUCCCAGAUCUCACGCACGCUCUCACCACAACCCCGCAGAUCAAUCGUACCUUCCCCUCUCGCACCAGCAUUCUCACCCGCUUCAAGCACCCGAUCAACACCAAUAUCAUCCCCUCGACCUCUUCCGAAUACUGCUGACAACACACCGCCGACUAGUAUGGCUGGGAUGUCUAAGGAGGAGAAGGCGGCUGAGAUGGCGAGGAGGAAGGAGGAGAGGCGGUUGCGGAUUGAGAAGCUGAAGGAGCAGAAGAAGAAUGCUGCAGCUGCAGCUGGAAAGGUUUGAGUAUGAUAGCGUUGAUGAACACUUGUUUAUGUGAUGGUGCGAUG
This is a messenger RNA of Suillus bovinus, 2718 nucleotides long. RefSeq lists its product as uncharacterized. Gene Ontology annotation, biological process: protein phosphorylation; tRNA export from nucleus. NCBI's taxonomy places the organism in Eukaryota, Fungi, Basidiomycota, Agaricomycetes, Boletales, Suillaceae. The record is from RefSeq and is a predicted model, not a curated record. Gene Ontology annotation, cellular component: cytoplasm. The transcript is spliced from 14 exons. Gene Ontology annotation, molecular function: protein kinase activity; ATP binding. The coding region runs from base 89 to 2674 and encodes 861 amino acids.